Molecule: messenger RNA, 2180 nt
Organism: Ipomoea triloba (trilobed morning glory)
Lineage: Eukaryota; Viridiplantae; Streptophyta; Magnoliopsida; Solanales; Convolvulaceae
Product: transmembrane 9 superfamily member 3
Exons: 7
Coding region: 117-1910 (597 amino acids)
Biological process (GO): protein localization to membrane
Cellular component (GO): membrane
Source: RefSeq, a predicted model, not a curated record
UAUUUGCAUUUGAGGCUCUCGAAGUUUGCUCCCCUCCCCGCCUUCACCAUUGCUGAGGGAGAUCGAGAUCUGCUCUCUCUCUCUAAAAAAAAAAACACAAUUGAAAGAAAGAGGUAAUGGCAAAAAUGGAGGAGAAGAGGACGGCGGCGUGGUGCGUCGUCGUCUUUGUACUCGUAGCGUGCUGUGCGACGCCGGCGAGAUCGGAUGCAUCGGAUCACAAGUACAAGGCCGGAGAUGCUGUCCCUCUCUACGCCAACAAGGUCGGGCCAUUUCACAACCCUAGUGAAACAUACCGCUAUUUUGAUCUCCCCUUCUGUCUUCCAGAGCAUGUGAAAGAGAAAAAGGAAGCCCUUGGUGAAGUCUUGAAUGGCGAUCGUUUGGUCAGUGCCCCUUACAAGCUUGACUUUAUGUAUGACAAGGACUCGGAAAUAGUUUGCAAGAGGACACUGUCACAGAAAGAAGUUGCACAAUUCCGUGAUGCUGUUGCCAAGGAUUACUACUUCCAAAUGUACUAUGAUGACCUUCCCAUUUGGGGUUUUCUUGGAAAGGUUGAAAAGGAUGGAAAAUCUGACCCCAGCGAAUUCAAAUAUUAUCUAUUCAAACAUCUUCAUUUUGAGAUCUUUUACAACAAUGAUCGUGUGGUUGAGAUCAAUGCACGGACUGAUCCUAAUGCCCUUGUUGACAUUACUGAGGACAAAGAAGUUGACGUAGACUUCAUGUAUUCUGUGAAAUGGAAGGAAACAAAUACUCCUUUUGAGAAGAGAAUGGAGAAGUACUCCCAGUCUUCAUCAUUGCCACACCACUUGGAAAUUCAUUGGUUUUCAAUAAUCAAUUCCUGUGUGACGGUUCUCCUCCUGACUGGUUUUCUGGCUACUAUUCUUAUGCGGGUCCUUAAGAAUGAUUUUGUGAAGUAUGCUCAUGAUGAGGAAGCUGCUGAUGACCAAGAAGAAACAGGGUGGAAAUACAUCCAUGGUGAUGUUUUCAGGUAUCCGAAGUACAAAUCUUUGCUGGCUGCAGCCCUGGGUUCUGGUACUCAGUUAUUUACCCUGGCAAUCUUUAUUUUCAUUCUGGCACUGGUUGGUGUAUUCUAUCCUUAUAAUCGGGGAGCGUUGUUCACUGCCUUGGUCGUCAUAUAUGCUCUCACAUCAGGGAUUGCUGGUUACACUGCUUCCUCUUUUUAUUGCCAACUAGAAGGAUCAAACUGGGUGAGGAACUUGUUAUUAACUGGAGCAUUGUUUUGUGGACCACUGUUUCUCACGUUCUGUUUCCUGAACACUGUAGCCAUUGCUUACAGUGCCACAGCAGCGCUGCCCUUUGGUACCAUUGUGGUUAUCUUUUUAAUAUGGGCUCUUGUUACAUCACCAUUGCUGGUCUUGGGAGGGAUUGCUGGAAAGAAUAGCAAGGCAGAGUUUCAAGCUCCUUGCCGAACUACUAAAUACCCAAGAGAAAUCCCACCAUUACCUUGGUACCGUGGAGCCCUUCCUCAGAUGGCAAUGGCUGGAUUUUUGCCUUUCAGUGCCAUAUAUAUUGAGCUAUACUAUAUAUUUGCAAGUGUUUGGGGUCACAGGAUAUACACAAUCUACAGCAUCUUAUUUAUAGUCUUCAUUAUUUUGCUGAUUGUUACUGCUUUUAUUACUGUGGCAUUGACAUACUUUCAACUUGCUGCUGAAGACCAUGAAUGGUGGUGGAGAUCUUUCCUUUGUGGUGGAUCAACUGGGCUAUUCAUAUAUGGGUACUGCUUGUACUACUACUAUGCACGUUCAGAUAUGUCAGGCUUCAUGCAAACCUCGUUCUUCUUUGGGUACAUGGCCUGCAUCUGCUAUGGUUUCUUCCUAAUGCUUGGGACUGUUGGUUUCCGAGCAGCCCUGUUUUUCGUCCGUCAUAUUUACCACUCAAUCAAAUGUGAGUAAUAAGUUGAUUGGGUGAUGUUCUACUCCUUAUGCGGCCAUGCUUUGUUAGGGCAAUUGGGUAUCUAGGAGACCAUUUUAGAAUGUAGGAUUUUUUGAGAGGAAGUUUGUAUUAUUUUGAUAUAUGGCACUCUAAAGAACCUAUUUUCUCAUUUUGCAAUUACAGCACAUCACAGCUUAAUAGUGUUCAACUUGUAGUGUUAGUUUUUGCUAAUAUCCAAAAUGGAGACAACAUUCAAAUAUAUAGGAAAACGUGGAUGUUUGCUUACUAUA